AUGAUGAAAGAUAAAACAUGUACAAUUCCAUGUUAUGAAGAAGAAGAUGAUUGUCAUUUAACUGUUGUGAAAAUUUUUCUUUCCAAAUAUUUAGAAUCAAAAGAUGGUUCACCAAUUUUGUAUAAACUUAAUCCAAUUAUGUGGCAUGGAAAUGGUCCACCACGAGAUCGAACAAAUCAAACAAUUCAAUUUGAACAUAUUUAUUUGUCAGUAUUUAUAUCAAUAUCAAUAUGUAGUGGAAUUGGAUUGUUUAUAUCAUGUACUUUUCUUGCUUUUAAUAUUCAUUUUCGAUCACAUAGAUAUAUUCGUAUGUCAAGUCCAACAUUAAAUAAUAUUAUUUUAGGCUGUUGUAUGUUAGCUUAUAUUAAUAUGAUAUUAACCCUUUGGCCGCCGCCGCCAUUUAUAAACGUCAUGGACUUUAUCAGUGUCUAA
This is a messenger RNA of Rotaria sordida, 432 nucleotides long. The record is from the annotation of a GenBank genome assembly. NCBI's taxonomy places the organism in Eukaryota, Metazoa, Rotifera, Eurotatoria, Philodinida, Philodinidae.